CCACCAUCCACACCUGCUUGAGGCAUCUCAAUUGGCACAUGAUGCCUCCGCAAUCCGCUCUCUAAUUUUUACACUCACACACAUAAAAUGCCUCCGCACCUCCACCCGCGGUCGCGCAUGACGACUUCGCUCUUUGGAACGACCCUCAUGGUUUCAUUCCUCGUCGUCGCCGCUCCACAUCUGAUACCCUGCCCAGUCGACCCUCGAACGCUCGCCGAUUCCCCAGACCCCACAGGAGAGAACAGGCGGAGAAGGAGACGGAGAAUAUCAGAAGACGAGAGCUGUAAUGAAGGCAUGAGUUUGGAGCGGAGGAGGCAGCGCCUAUUGGAAGAGAAGUUGGCUGCCAAGAGGGAGUGCCCAGUGCCGAAGCCUGGUGGUCUGAUCGGGCAGGUACUGGGUGUGCAAGACGAGGAGAGCAAGGAGGAGCAACAAUUGUCGAUCGUACAAAGGGUCGAGAGGGUCGUCUGCAGACCGUGGGGAAAGAACGACAAUCAAUAACAGGAGACGUGCGGAACAAUUCAACGAAAUAGACAUGCCGCUGCUGGACAUAUUCACAGACAUGGGGUACAAAACUCACGCCAGUGCGACCACUGCAUCUAAGGAUCUGCACAUAUAUAGUGGCACUAGAAAGAGAACCGCGAUAGACUGUAUAUAAGAAAGGACCAAGUCCUGAUCGAACAUCUCAACACCGCUUCUAUCCGUGUACAGAUCAGUCGCAGCGACUUUUCAGACC
This is a messenger RNA of Alternaria alternata, 733 nucleotides long. RefSeq lists its product as hypothetical. Gene Ontology annotation, biological process: mitochondrial respiratory chain complex IV assembly. NCBI's taxonomy places the organism in Eukaryota, Fungi, Ascomycota, Dothideomycetes, Pleosporales, Pleosporaceae. The transcript has 2 exons. The record is from RefSeq and is a predicted model, not a curated record. The coding region runs from base 88 to 498 and encodes 136 amino acids. Gene Ontology annotation, cellular component: mitochondrial matrix.